Molecule: messenger RNA, 1338 nt
Organism: Parastagonospora nodorum SN15
Lineage: Eukaryota; Fungi; Ascomycota; Dothideomycetes; Pleosporales; Phaeosphaeriaceae
Exons: 2
Coding region: 1-1338 (445 amino acids)
Source: RefSeq, a predicted model, not a curated record
AUGAACCAACCUGAAGAUGUCGAGGUCAUUCUCGGUCACAAGCGCCGCUACAAGUUCCACUCUGGAACAUUGGCGCGCAACUCCACGCUCUUCGCAGACAUGCUCACGGAGCCUAAAGCGGCCAAAAUGAACAGCAAAGCUAAGCAUGCGGGUAUCAAGAUCCGCUGGAUGAUCGAGUUGACCAGCCUGAAGCAACUCGGCCCUAACGGUCAGCGCGAUGAUGGCCGUACUGGCAUCGUCGUCAACGAGAACGGCCGCGUUCCUCGAGCUCAGGCGACUUUCGAUCACUACGAGUCCAUCUUCUACGCCUUCUACAACAAGGAACUCAAGAUCGACAGCAAUGACAUGACGGCUGCGCUGGGAGACUGCUACCAACUCCUCCAAAUCUCCGAGUACCUUGGAUGUACUGGCGUCAUCAGCAAGGGUAUCGAGGUGUCUCUCUUCAACCAUGGUCAAGAGCUGUACCGCGCCAUCCAGAGCGCACCCAAUCUAUGGAUCGAGAUGGCGUACCGCAUUCGCUCCGAGAUGAUGUUCAAGGAAUGCAUUAUCCACCUCGUCGGCAACUGGAAAGUCAUCAAGAACCGUCCCCGCAUCAACGAGCACGUCCGCGCCGUCCCUGGCCUACGCGCCCUGAUCGAGAAGUACCACCGCCAACUCCUCACCCAGUGCCGUAGUCUCGAGCUCGGCAUCAUGUCCUUGUACCCAGGCGAGAUGAAAAUGCCCAGCCCUGACAUCCCCAUCAAGCGCGAAGCCUACUCCAAAGACAUCCUCGUGUGGAUGGCACUCACCUUCUUCCGGCACUGGAUCGGGCAGCGCCUCAUUCUCGAGAAAGGCCGGCACUCGCUCGACUGCGGCUACGAGCUGUACAAGCAAAUCGGCGAGGCCGGCGAGUCCUACAUGGACAAAUCCGUCAUCAACCAAUUCCACACGAAAUUCCCCAUGACGAAGAAAGCCAUGAACGUUCUCGAGAACCACCUCCUGGAGAUCAAGGAGUGCAUGAAGGGCGUCGUCGACCAGCACAAAAUCCUCAAGUCUCACUCCCAGCUCGAGACGUCAAAGUGGGAUCGCGUGCACUAUCUUACUUGCGUCGACUUCAAGGCUACCGACUAUCCCUGGCUCAAAGACGACACGCCCGCCGCGCGUGUCGCGCCCGCGAAGCGCGAGUACAAGCCUGGUGGCAAUGAGAUUGCGCGCCAGAACCUUGAGACGGCGAAGCGCCACCAGGAGCGCAGCUUGAGCAUCGAGGAGGACAUGGACGACGAUGAGUUUGCUGAUGACGACGAUUUGGAUGAGGAGGAGGUGCCGGAGGUGGCGGCGAAGCGCGCGCGUGUUGGAUAG